CGUUUCGGUCAUCUUUCCCAAUCUCAACACUUAUCUUCCUCAGAGUCACGAACCAAAAACUAAAAUGGAUUUCUCAAAGAAGCGCAAAACCGAAGAAAAUGGCAACGGUACCACUCCAACCGCCGCCGGUGGCAGUGGCGCCGCCACUCUUCUCAAUCUCACCCCAGAAGACGCACGCACACUCCUUCACCCACUCACCCAAGACCAACUCCUUGAUAUUCUCCAAGGUGCUGUACUUCGUCACCCUGACGUCCUCGACGCCGUGCGCUCUCUCGCCAACCGCGACACCACUCUCCGAAAGCUCUUCGUCCGUGGCCUCGGCUCUGAUACUACUUCCGAGUCCCUGCGCUCCCUCUUCGCCACGUACGGAGAACUCGACGAGGCCAUAGUCAUCUUCGACAAGAACACUGGAAAAUCCAAAGGAUACGGCUUCGUCACUUUUAAGAACGCCGAUGGAGCCUUACUCGCUCUCAAAGAACCCAGCAAGAAGAUCGACGGAAGAAUCACAGUGACCCAGUUUGCCGCCGCUGGAGUUUCUGGACCCAAUAGCUCCUCAUCUGCUUCCGCCGAUGUUUCGGCUAGGAAAAUUUACGUUGGGAAUGUACCCUUUGAUAUUUCCUCGGAGAGGCUUUUGGGUCACUUCAUGAUGUACGGCGAAAUUGAAGAAGGCCCAUUAGGGUUCGACAAGGCCACAGGUAAGUCGAAGGGUUUCGCUUUCUUUGUGUACAAGACCGAAGAGGGUGCGAGGGCUGCGCUUGUUGACCCAAUGAAGAACAUUGAUGGGCACCAAGUUGCUUGUAAACUAGCUGUGGAUAAUAAGAAAACCAAGACUGGUGCUCAGGCUUCUACUGGGUAUACUGGUGACACCGUGGUACCACCUCAUCCGUCGAUGCCAGGUUCGUUUCAGGGGGCUCAUUAUGGUCCACCACAGCCGGGCAAUUUGUAUCCAGGAUAUCCCGGUGGAGGGCAUCACGGGCAGGGUCCGCCUCAACCUCUGGCUGCGAGUAAUUAUGGGCCUCCGUCUAUGGGGAACCAGGUGCCAUCUUCAAAUGUUGGAUAUAAUAGUAACUUUCCAGGUUCGUACAGUGGUCCAAUGGCUGGAGAUUUUAGUGGUCGGUUGCCUCCGAGUUCUGCUGGAUACCCAGACCAUACACAGUAUGGGUUAACAUCAUCUUCUCUACCAACUCAGCAUAGCCAACCUCCUCCUGUGCCUAGAGGUCCGCCUGGUGGAAUGUAUCAGAGCUUACCGCAUUAUUAUUGAGGUGUAUGAGAAGCUUCUUGGGAGCCAAUGCUUUAAAUGCUUGUGGUGAUUUCGUGAAAUGCAGAGAAUGAAAUUCUUGGAUAUAUUAUAUGGACUACUGAAAAUUUGUUGCUGGUUCACUUCAUCUGUCUCUGUGUUGCCUUCUAGUUUCUUAUAAGGAUCUUGAUAUUAUAUUAUUUGCUUGUAGAACUUAUUUUAAAGCAUACUAGAGCUUUUCUGGUAAACUGUUUCACCGAAUAGUUAUGUAGUUCUUGUUCAAAUAGUUGAGGAAUGCUUUCAUUAAUAUGUUUUCAA
Molecule: messenger RNA, 1555 nt
Organism: Humulus lupulus (European hop)
Lineage: Eukaryota; Viridiplantae; Streptophyta; Magnoliopsida; Rosales; Cannabaceae
Product: UBP1-associated protein 2C-like
Exons: 2
Coding region: 65-1261 (398 amino acids)
Molecular function (GO): RNA binding
Source: RefSeq, a predicted model, not a curated record